AAGCCCGGCCACGUUCUCUCAUACGCCGGUUCGCACUCAAAAGUCCGAUUUAAGGCAUCUGCUUUACAACUUUACAACUUUGCAACUUCACCUGAACAAUACCGAGACCAGACAAUCAACAUGGGCCGUCUUGAAGGCAAGAACUGCAUCAUCACUGGAGGCGCUGGUGGAAUUGGUCUCGAGACUGCCAUUCUGUUUGCUCGGGAAGGCGCCAAUGUCCUCCUUUCCGAUAUCUCCGGUCCAGCACUGGAGAAGGCUGCGGCCAAGCUGAAAGAGGUAGUGCCGGAGGCUAAAAAGGUCGAGACCAAGAUUACCGAUGUCUCCAAGGAGGCUGAUGUCAAGGCUAUGGUCGAGCAUGUGGAUUCAUGGGGCGGUCUUGAUGUCUUGUUCAACAACGCAGGCAUCAUGCACGCAGACGACGACGACGCUGUCAACACACCAGAGAAGAUCUGGGACUUGACUCAAGCCAUCAACGUAAAAGGUGUAUGGUUUGGUUGCAAACACGCCGUCAACAGCUUCAGGAAGAACGGAAAGAAGAAGACGAGUGUCAUCAACACAGCAAGUGUGGUUGCACUAGUGGGUAGUGCAACACCGCAGCUCGCAUACACAGCCAGCAAGGGCGCUGUACUUGCGAUGACAAGAGAGCUGGCCAUGGUCCACGCACGUGAGGGUUUCAGGUUCAACGCGCUAUGCCCGGCACCACUGAACACUCCUUUGUUGCAAGAUUGGCUUGGCGAUGACCAAGCUAAGCGCCACCGUCGCGAAGUCCAUUUCCCAACCGGUCGAUUCGGCGAGGCCGUCGAGCAGGCUCAGGGUGUCCUCUUCCUUGCCAGCGAUGAGAGCAGCUUUGUCAAUGGUACCGACUUCGUUAUCGAUGGUGGCAUGACCAGAUGUUACACCACUCCUGAUGGACCACCUACUGAACCACCCAAGAACAACGCACAAUAAGUGUGUAUAGGUGGGGAUCAUGAUGAAUGAACGAUUUUAUUUAGCCUUUACGAUAGACAAUACAAUUAAAAUACCCAACACCCA
This is a messenger RNA of Pyrenophora tritici-repentis Pt-1C-BFP, 1032 nucleotides long. Its product is annotated as FabG, Dehydrogenase with different specificities (related to short-chain alcohol dehydrogenase). The record is from RefSeq and is a predicted model, not a curated record. Lineage: Eukaryota; Fungi; Ascomycota; Dothideomycetes; Pleosporales; Pleosporaceae. Gene Ontology annotation, molecular function: oxidoreductase activity.